AUGGAGGAGAGCGCAGAGGCGAUAGAUGGGCCAAAUCCUCAUGCAACCCUCUUUAGGCUUGCAUUACAGGCUCUUGUUGUGUAUUUCAAGUCCGACGGAAUAUAUAUUUGCGACAAAUUCUGGUCAACAUGGGACAACAAGACCAUCCAGACGACCCUCACAAAGACGGUUAAGAACCCGGAUUUAAGGAAAGAGCUGGGGUUGUCUAGACUUGUCUGGGAGUCUCUGGCAGAGGCCCUCGAUGCCGCUGUUCCGACACUUCGGCAUCGAUGCUUCUCCAUCGACAAGGCAGACUCGGACACGGAGUCACCAUCCAGUCAAACGAUCGUUGCAAACGCCAAGUUGCUAGUGAAAGACAUUAGAAUUCUCAUCAAUCUUGUUAGUAUCGCUCGGAACAUUCUCGCCUGUGGAGCUGCGGCGCAGAACUUGGCCGCGGAAGCACUGGUGGACCAGGCGGUCCUUAAAGUCAUCAGCGUAGACGUAAGUGUGACCACUCAAGGAUUCGAAGGAAAGACGGGCAGUCAAGAUGAGCAAGAGUUUCAGAAGGUUGUUGAUGAAUAUAAGGAACUGUUGUACACAUGUCUUCAGUUUCUGAAUAACCUGAUGAUCCAGAACGAGCAACGCAAAUUAAUGUUGUGGCUCGAUCUAUUUGACAUGUCCUUCGACCGAGGGCUCUCCGAUGAAGAUCGAUUGACAAGAGAAAAGCUCCUCCGGAUUAACCCUCCGUCAAUUCCAAGACACAUCCCUCCUGAACCUGUGAAGCUAACGUCCUCAUCGCCCUGGGAUAGCCGCAACGGAUCUGCAUUUGUUGUUUUCCUCGCUACAAACACCCCGAAGAUCCGCGAGCGAUUGAUCGAUGAAGGCAAACCCGCCGGGCCCCGCGAAAUUACUGAAAUGUGCAUGUCGGAGUGGCGGGCGCUCUCCGAGAUAGAAAUGCUAAGCUGGUGUACCACAUAUCAUACAGUCCUGGUUAACUACAUCGUUUGCGAGAAGCCAAAACCAUCCAAGGACGGAACGGUCAUCCGCGAGUCUAGAACGUUAUCGGAUCUCUUAUAUCUGGCCGAGAAAUGCGACGAUGGCCGCGUUCUGGAAAUGCAACUUCCGGGAGAUAUGGAUUCAAACACAGCGGCCGAACCCAGACAGGAAAAGUUCGUUGGAGGAUAUGAAGGGCUGAGUCGAGCCUGGUUUGGAGAAAUGGUUCGAAAUUCCUGGGGUUCGAAACCGAUGCACCAGACGGCUCCAACCGAGGGAGAUUGCCGUACCGGUUAUGAUGCGCGGGAAGGCGCGGAAAUGCUUCGCAGAGGCAAAGCCGAUCUGAUGAGCAGGUUGAACCCGCAAUCUGAAGAGGGGGUGCUUCAUGACGACCGACAUUUGCAGACCGAAACAGAAGAGGAUGAGCAAUCUGUCAGCUCACCCGUAGCGGAUUACGAUUCCUCUUCGAUCAAAGCCGUGGUAUCCGACGACGACAGUGAUGGAGACCGCAGCGACGACGACGACUAUCCGAUUUCGGGGGAGGAAGGACGCGGACUUUUGACCGGUGUUCCUCUCGUACUCGACCCUGCCGAGAUCACAGUCUUACCGAUGAUCGUCCUAAAUGGCAUCGUGCCGCCAAAACGUAACGAGGGAUGCCCUGACUGCGCCAACGAAGAGCUUUGGGAUGAGCUAAUUGAGAACUUAUAUACCGUUCGUUGCAACAUUUUCCUCGGGCAACCCAAUGGCAGGAAUUUGAUGCGCGAACUGCUGAUCUUUGUCGCCGCUUGGGAUUGCCGCGAGGAGGACCUAUACUACAAGUUCAUGGUGAGAAUCGUUGAGGCCAUCUUGAAACGUGGGCUGUUGGUAUAUGCCUACCAAACUUUGAAAGAGAAAAAGGACUUGAUUUCGCCGGCACAAGCGGUCAUCAUGAAGUUGUUGACAACGGUUUUCCGAUCCCGCCAACUCACGGAAGAAGCGGCUGCCGAAGGGAAUGUCGAGAUGCCAAAGCAACCAUCUGUUUAUCCAUCCCAAGUCGAUGUAUUCGUUGUAGGCCGCAUGAUGGAAGAGUUCAGAAGUGAGAUUAUUCCCCAAGUCUGCUCCUUGAUCUUCCUUCAAGGUCAGAUCAAAGCUGGCCUUGCAUCACCCGACGAAUUCCCUAUGAAUCAAUGGGAUAUGGAGAGGAUGUACGAGGGCCUCUACCAAUUCAUGGAGUUCUUCGCCAUCUUGACCGAACAUAAGUUCUGGCAGAAGAUGAUGGCCGACUGGGAGUUGGUAAGCGAAUUUAUCACACUUCUCAAAGAGCUCGACCGCGCCAUUCCCCUUGGGAAGUACCGACCAGCACCGAAGGAUUCCCGCCCGGACACCGACUCAGGGGCACAAGCGGUUGCAGUGGAACGACCAUACGAUGUCUCACAAGAAGCCGGUCCUGGAGAGCAGCCCCCAGUUGAUCCAAACUACGCUCCUGUUACGCCGACAGAACCAGCAGACUUUGAAUGGAAGAACUUGAAGAAGCUUGCCGUGCUUGUUCUGUCCUCUCUCGUCUACAAAUGCCGACCCGUGCAAGACCAGAUCCGCGAGUUCGAUGGCAUCGAGCCGAUUCUCUCCUGCUGCCGGCCCGACGAGCACAACCCAUAUAUUCGUGAGCACGCCGUCGUUUGCCUACGUUUCUUGAUGGAGCAGAACCCGCGGAACCUGGAAGUCGUGCACCGGCUGCAAGCGCAGAAUAUUCCGACCGAAAUCCUUGAGAAACAUGGGUGGGAGAAGUACCAAGACGGCAACACGACGACCUUAAGAAAGAAACCGGGUGCAAAGCCGCAGGGACAACCUUCGGGUUCUCAAACUCAGACACAACCUGGGGCUUCACAAGGUCCAGCAAGAGCCUCUCCUCCAACUGCAAGUGCUAGUGACCAUGGACAGUCUGCCACUCAGUCCGGUUCUACGCAAGGUGGGGCACCUAGGACUAACACCAAACCCAAAGGCAAAUGA
Eremomyces bilateralis CBS 781.70 is the source of this 2958-nucleotide messenger RNA. RefSeq lists its product as uncharacterized. The transcript is spliced from 4 exons. Gene Ontology annotation, cellular component: cytosol. The record is from RefSeq and is a predicted model, not a curated record. NCBI's taxonomy places the organism in Eukaryota, Fungi, Ascomycota, Dothideomycetes, Eremomycetales, Eremomycetaceae. The coding region runs from base 1 to 2958 and encodes 985 amino acids.